CACGGUCGGUCUAUCGGUCGACGUUGGUCCCAUUCCGGCAGGCAAUGUCACCGUGAUUCCUAUUAUCGGGGGCGCUGUGCUGGGGCCCAAACUAUCUGGUGUGCUUUUUCCCAUUCAUUCUUCAAAAUUUGAGAUGUCCCGACAAUAGUAUGAAACUUACUAGAUUUGCGUAUACUUACACGUGUUGAAGGCAAAAUGCUGGCCCUCGGCGCAGACUGGGCGCUGUCAACACCGCAAGGGGCUUUUUAUUCCGACAUACGCGCCCAGAUCCGCACCAUGGACAAUGUGAAUAUUUAUGUCCAGAUGGCGGGUCUCAUGGAGGGGACAAAUGGCACGAUCCACGUGCGAACGACAUUCCAAACAGGGAGCAAGAACUACGCGUGGCUCAACACGGCCUUUGCUUUCGGCACCAUGCGCGCGUCCAGCACUGGUUUUGUCGUUGACAUGUGGCAUUUGACCACGGGUUGAUACCCUUUCAUUUUCGUCAAUUGGGCCACAGACCACUGAGAACUCAACGGUUGGGAUGGACCGGAUGGUAAAGGCCUAAAGGGAAGGCACUCGGGUUCAGGGUUCAAGAUCAUAUCAAUCUUCCACAGUUCCACUAGUGGUGCAAAUACUUUCUACCUUAAUCACAAUGCGGUUUUCAAGUAACUUAGACUGAUUACGAAAAUGUAACAUCUUAGUCUUCUCUGUAUCGUUUCUCCCUGAAGUUCGUGCGUUUUCUGAGUCAGGAGCCAGACUACUGUACAGUUUCCAAGAGUCAUGAGCCAACCGAACCUUAGUCCGCCU
This is a messenger RNA of Canariomyces notabilis, 789 nucleotides long. RefSeq lists its product as uncharacterized. The transcript has a single exon. Bases 196 to 468 code for a protein of 90 amino acids. The record is from RefSeq and is a predicted model, not a curated record. Lineage: Eukaryota; Fungi; Ascomycota; Sordariomycetes; Sordariales; Chaetomiaceae.